UGGGGAAUGUCACAGAAAACCUAGACAAGCCCAUAAUUCUCUACCUCUGUCUAAUUUGGUUGUUUUGAAGAAGGAAAUUCAAAACAGUCUCUGGGAGUUUCAACAGGUUCAAAUUUUUUCUUUGGUUAAUAAAAUUUACUCUUUACAUUCUAUCUAUUUAGUCAAUUUCUUCAAGUUAGGGCAUUUUCAGUCACUAUAGGAGCAAAAACCCAUUUAGAAAAUCUUGAAUCUAGGGGUUUAGCAUGCUCUGCUCUGCAACUUAAAUGAUAGGGGAAUGCUGUAUAAUUGAGCUUCAUGUUUUGUUGUAUAUAUACUCUGUUAAGUGGAUAUUGUUGAUUUGAAACUUUGUUGAAAUGGGUAAUGUGGAAAUACCCAAAUGGCUUAAAGACUUGCCCUUGGCACCUGAAUUCCGGCCUACUGAUACUGAAUUUGCAGACCCAAUUGCUUAUAUAUCGAAAAUUGAGAAGGAAGCUAGUUUCUUUGGUAUAUGUAAGAUUGUACCACCCGUGCCCAAACCUUCCAGAAGGUAUGUUUUUUGUAAUUUGAAUAAGUCCCUCUCCAAAUGUCCGGAAUUGGGUGAUGGUGUAGAUUUGUCAAAUGUUUCUUCAUCAUUGAAAACGGGUUUUGCUGAUUGUGGUAAUGAAGAGGAAGCUAGAGCUGUAUUUACGACCAGGCAUCAGGAGUUGGGACAGGGUACGAAGAGAACAAAAGGGAUGGUUAAGGAGAGCCCCCAAUUGGGUGUUCAUAAGCAAGUAUGGCAAAGCGGGGAGAUUUACUCGUUGGAACAGUUUGAGUCCAAGUCCAAGGCUUUUGCAAGGAGUUUGUUGGGUAUGAUUAAGGAGGUUAAUCCGUUGGUUAUAGAAGCAUUGUUCUGGAAGGCAGCUUCAGAAAAGCCUAUCUAUGUGGAAUAUGCAAAUGACGUGCCUGGGUCAGGUUUUGGAGAGCCAGAGGGUCAGUUUCGGUAUUUUCAUCGACAAAGAAGGAAGAGGGCAUCAUAUAAGUCCUAUCGAAGGAGUGCAGCAAGUUCUGAUUGCAAGAAAAAUGAAACGGAUAAUGUAAAUAGUUCAUGUAACGAUGAAGUCAAGGGCGAUGCAUUUAAGAAUGACCCAAGUACAUCUUCAGGACCAACACCCAGAUCAUCUAUUACUUUUUCAACUUCAAUUUUGGAGGAAAAUUUGGGAUCUUCUAAGCAAAAAAUUCUAAAUGCUGGCAGUGACAUGGAAGGUACUGCAGGUUGGAAGCUUUCCAACAGCCCUUGGAAUCUGCAAGUAAUCGCACGCUCACCUGGAUCAAUCACACGUUUCAUGCCUGAUGAUAUCCCAGGUGUUACUUCCCCUAUGAUUUAUAUUGGUAUGCUGUUCAGUUGGUUUGCUUGGCAUGUUGAAGAUCAUGAGCUUCACAGCAUGAAUUUUCUUCAUACUGGUUCUCCAAAGACUUGGUAUGCUGUCCCUGGAGAUUAUGCAUUUGCAUUCGAGGAAAUUAUAGGUACUGAGGCUUAUGGUGGCAGUAUUGAUCGCUUAGGUGUCCUGACAUUGUUGGGUGAGAAGACAACCCUUUUGUCACCUGAGGUGGUAGUUUCAUCCAACAUUCCUUGUUGUAGGUUAAUACAGAAUCCAGGUGAAUUUGUUGUGACUUUUCCAAGGGCUUACCAUGUAGGAUUCAGCCACGGUUUUAACUGUGGGGAAGCUGCUAAUUUUGGAACUCCACAAUGGCUGAAAGUAGCUAAGGAGGCUGCGGUACGCAGAGCUGCCAUGAAUUAUCUUCCCAUGCUUUCCCAUCAGCAGCUGCUGUACCUGUUGACUAUGUCUUUUGUUUCAAGAGUACCCAGAUCACUGCUACCUGGCGCUCGGAGUUCUCGUCUUAGAGACCGUCUGAAAGAAGAAAGAGAGUUGUCAGUGAAGAAGGCUUUUAUAGAAGAUAUGUUGAAAGAAAACAGCAUUUUAUCUGCUCUUAUUGGGAAAGAUUCCACUUACAAUGUGGUAAUAUGGAACCCUGAUUUAUUGCCAUGUGCAAGUAAAGAGUCUCAAUUGCCUAGUACUAUUUCUAUCACAUCAGAAGAGAAUGUUUCCCAUGCUUAUUCUGAAGAUAAAAGUAGCCCUACUGGGAAUGAUCUGUUUAAGGAGAUGACUUUGUACAUGGAAACUCUCAAUGAUUUAUAUAUGGACGAUGAUGAUUUAUCAUGUGAUUUUCAAGUUGAUUCAGGAACAUUGGCAUGCGUGGCUUGUGGGAUCCUUGGUUUUCCAUUUAUGUGUGUGGUGCAACCAUCUGAGAGAGCAUCAAUAGAACUUCUUCCGGUGGAUCAUCCUUUGGUUCAAGAAGGAUCAAAUGCUGAAAAAUAUAAAAAUUACCAUUCCUUUGCAGCCUGUGAUGGCUCUAUCAGGGGCUCUGUUCCAGAUGAUCUCCAUCCUGUGCCUGAUCUUUCUCUGCCUCUGAAGGAUCUGCAAAUGCCUGGAGGGUGGAAUAAUUCUAGUAAAUUUCUGAGACCUCGGAUUUUCUGCCUGGAGCAUGGUGUCCAAAUUGAGGAGCUGUUGCAGUCUAAAGGUGGAGCAAACAUGCUUAUAAUUUGCCAUUCAGACUAUCAGAAAAUAAAGACACAUGCUGCUGCCAUUUCAGAGGAUAUUAGUAUUUGUUUCAAUUACAAUGAGGUUCCACUGGAAAGUGCAUCUCAGGAAGAUCUGAACUUGAUAUAUCUGGCAAUUGAUGAUGAAGACCACGAUGAAUGUGGAGAAGACUGGACCUCAAAAAUGGGGAUCAACUUACGUUACUGUGUAAAGGUUAGAAAGAACGCUCCAUCUAGAAAAGUUCAGCAUGCUUUAGCAUUGGGGGGACUUUUUUCUGAUGUAAGUUCCAGUUCAGAUUUCUUAAACAUAAAAUGGCAAUCCAGAAGAUCAAGGUCAAGAACUAAGUUAACUCGGCCAGCUUACUGUAAGCCACAUGACAAUGUUGAAAGAAAGAAAGAUGAUGCAUUGGGGAAAAUAUCAGGUGGAGUGAAUAUUGAGAAGGGAGAAAAACUCAUUCAAUAUACGAGAAGGAAGUACAAGGUGAAAAUAGAUUGCUCCACAAGUUGGGGUCAAGGCUGCCCCAGGAAUCACAUGGAAGAAGAAGCUUCAGUUGUUAAUUGUGAAGAUCUCAUGAAGCAUACUGGAAAAACAUCUAAGAUUAGUCCUUGUAAUGUUGAGACCAGUGGAAGUGAUUCUGCAGGAUUUGAUUUCUCUCCCAUUGGAAUGUCUGGAGUACUGCAUGAAGUCCAGGUGCUUGAAGCAACUGACAAUAUGAGCUUGAAUUCUGCACCUUUACAUGUUGCUGGUUCACUUCUAACUGCUAGUGUAGCUGUUGAACAAGUUGUAAGAGAUGUUGAGUGUCAAAUUUUGGAAGAAUCAAAAGGCUAUGAGAUUGGCUGCAACGUAGCAGCCUGUGGUAGUUCGGAGAUGCAGCAUGAAGAAAAGGUCACUGGAGGAACUAGUGAGGUUGAGGAUUCUAAUGCGAUAGAAUGCUCUAUUCCAUUUGUAAUUGCAGCUGAUGAAAGAUUUGGAAUACAAGGAGAGUAUCAAAUAAUGGAAAAGAUCAUCAACCUCAGGCAUGAGACUUGUAGCAUGGUUUCUAAAGGACAGCACAAAGACCUGACUGGUAAAGAUGUUUUGACAAAUGAGGUUUCCGAUCUUUCCAUCUCAGUAAGUUUGCAUGCCUCUUGUCUGCCUGCAGGGCAAAUGGAGAGCAUAGUUGCUAAGAAAUCUUGCAUGAAUAAUGAGGUUACUGGUCGUAUGACUUUGGGCGAUGAAUUGCAGCUAAAACUCCCAACUACAGGCAAAAGUGACUGUAGCCAAAGCAUUUCAUAUGAUGACAAACUAAAAAAUCAGCAUUCUACCUUAGUGGAAGAAAGGGCUGGAUUUCCACAAGAAAACUGUUUUGCGGAAGAUAAACUGCAAAAUGAAGUUGCAAUUACUGGUGGAAGUAAGGGGGAGGAACUCAUUUCAGGCAAUAUUCGAUUGGUAAAUUGUGUCUCUGUGGGUGGAAGUUCUGAAAUUUUGAGGGAGCCCUGUGCUGCAGUCGACUUGUGCAAUGGUGUGACUUCAGAGAACAGGGGGCAGCAAGCAAUUCAGACCACAAAUGAAAGAAAAGUAGAGCACAUCUCGUGUCCUUUGACACAAAUGGAUAUAGAUCAACCUACUACCUCUUCACUGGAAGGAUAUCAUGAAGUUAUUGGAGGGAUCUCAGCUAAAGGGGACUUGUUCACUGGCUCAGUUUCUGAUUCUGAAAUACUGUUAGAAAUUUCAACUGCUAACAGAAGCAAUGUGGAGGAAGUAAUCCCUAAUUCCCCUGCUCAAAUGCAAGAUCCAAUUGUUCCUUGUUCAGUUGGGGAAUAUUCUGAAGCUCCAAGAGAGAAAUGUAUUGCUGAAGACUUGUCUAUUGGUGUCAAUUUAUACACUGACUUGCAGCAGCAAAUUCACUCAGAUGAUUGGGUGACUAGGGAUGAUGAAGGGCACAAAAUAUGUCAGACUACGAGUGCAACUAAUGAGGAACCUCUCUCUAGCCAAGUUACGCAGAUAAAUCAGCCUAAUCCAGACCCAUUUAAAAAAUGUUCUGGAACUGAUGAAGAAUCUUGCACAAUAGAAAAUAUUAUGCUCAAGGGCCAAGAAGUUUGUUCAUCAUGUGAAUUGGAAAGUACCAAAUCCACGGUGGUAGGUCCUAGAUCAACUGCUGGGAAGGGCAGAAAAAGGAAAAAUGAAGUUGAGCAGCUAACAGACAAGACAUUAAAUUGCAGUGGCUUUAUUAAAAGCCCAUGUGAGGGAUUGAGGCCGAGGGCUGGGAAAGAUGCAACGUGUAGAAAUGGGAUUGAUAAUAGAAAAUCAACUCAAGAGAAUCCACUGAGAAAGAAGGCCAGAAAACCUUCUGAUGUUUCAGUUCCUUGCACAAAAAAGAAAGAAACUGCAAAGAGAUCAUACAAGUGUGACCUAGAAGGUUGCACCAUGAGUUUUGAGACAAAGGCAGAGCUACAGUUGCACAAGCGCAACCGGUGCCCAUACGAAGGCUGUAGGAAGAGAUUUAGCUCCCACAAAUAUGCAAUAAUUCAUCAGCGUGUUCACGAAGAUGAUAGACCUCUCAAAUGCCCAUGGAAGGGUUGCUCCAUGUCAUUCAAGUGGGCAUGGGCUAGAACUGAGCAUACACGGGUGCAUACCGGAGAGAAGCCAUACAAGUGCAAGGUGGAGGGUUGUGGCCUUUCUUUCAGGUUUGUAUCAGACUUUAGCCGGCAUAGAAGAAAAACGGGACACUAUGUGAAUACGCCUGGCUGAAGAUUUGUUGUAUUGAUGUGAAUUGGAUUUUGGGGGGCCAAAGAGGCCUACAAAAUCAUGUAUAAACUCGAGCAUUCCACAUAGGUAUAGACUAGAGUUAAGCUGAUCCUUUUGUAGGAUGGGGGCAUUCUCCAAUUAUUUGAAUGCAAUGAAUGAUGGUUGAAAACCCUUUUUGUGUUUUGGCUUGUCUAUAUCAUUCCAUACUGUUUUCUUUUGAGUAGAACUCUACUGCAAUUCUGAUAAACUAUUUUCAUAUAUAGAACUAUCAUUCAAGGAUUCAUGUUGUUCAAGAUAAAUAUAAACAAGAAAUGUUCAUCUUUCUGUUCAAGGUGUUGGAGCACGAUAACUUGAUUUUCAUAUAUUCUUAGGCUUCAUGACAUGUAUUGCAGCCCAUGACUUCUAUUUCCUUUGUCAAAGUUCUUGGUAGAGGUUUUCCUUAAGUAAUAACAUCCGAACAGGGGCAAGCAGAGUGUCCUUGUGAAAAUGGGUAAGCGUAAGAGGCGUUGGAAGCUGAGAUUUUUAUUAAAUUAAUAAUAUUUAUUCAUGUGGACAAAUUUACCCUUAUCUUGUAAUCUUUCGCAGCCCACUCCUCCAACUAUAAAAGCCCACCCAUUAUCCAAAGCCCCUCUGCUAAUUUUAGAAACUCACCAUUCUACGCAUUCCGCAUAAAAAUGGCAGCCGCUGCUCCACCGCCUCCCCCAACCCCUGCACCGGAGGCUCCCACCGGCCUCCCUGACUCCGAAUCCACCCCCGUCGGCUACCCUCUCUUCUCCAGGAUCCGCCUCGCUACCCCCAAUGAUGUCCCCCACAUCCACAAAAUGAUCCACCAAAUGGCCGUCUUCGAGCGCCUCGCUCAUCACUGUGUUGCCACCGAAUCCUCCCUCUCCGCCACCCUCUUCAACCAUCUACCUUUCCAAUCCUUCAGCGUCUUCCUCCUGGAGGUUUCCCCCAACCCUCUUCCCAAUAUCGCUUCCCCAAACUUCAUACCCAUUGAGCGUAUCAUGCAGUUAGACCUUCCUGUCAUCGACCCAGAAGCCGAAAUCUUCAAAAGUGGUAGUAAUGAUGUUGUGGUAGCUGGGUUCGUUCUCUUCUUCCCUAACUACUCAACGUUUCUAGCGAAGCCGGGGUUGUACGUGGAGGAUCUGUUCGUGAGGGAGUGUUACAGGAGGAAAGGAAUGGGGAAGAUACUGCUGUCGGCAGUGGCUGCUCAGGCGGUGAAAAUGGGGUAUGGGAGAGUGGAGUGGGUGGUACUUGAUUGGAAUGUGAAUGCUAUUAAGUUUUAUGAGGAAAUGGGUGCUAAGAUUUUGACAGAGUGGAGGAUUUGCAGGCUGACUGGUGAAGCUCUUGAGGCUUAUCGUGAUGCCAUUUGAGGGUUUCAGGCUAAAAAUAUUUGAAUAAAAAUGUUGUUUAAUUUCUGCAAGUAAUUUCAUCCGUUAUUGAAAUUUUUGAUUUCAAUGAUAUUAGAAUUAGAUUCCUUUAGA
Hevea brasiliensis (rubber tree) is the source of this 6772-nucleotide messenger RNA. RefSeq names its product lysine-specific demethylase ELF6. The coding region runs from base 354 to 5291 and encodes 1645 amino acids. Gene Ontology annotation, cellular component: nucleus. Gene Ontology annotation, molecular function: histone H3K4me/H3K4me2/H3K4me3 demethylase activity. Lineage: Eukaryota; Viridiplantae; Streptophyta; Magnoliopsida; Malpighiales; Euphorbiaceae. The record is from RefSeq and is a predicted model, not a curated record. Gene Ontology annotation, biological process: chromatin remodeling. The transcript has 7 exons.